AUGGACCAGCUGGUACGGCUGGGCCGAAUCUCAAGAAUUGCUAGGAUUUUAGCACCAUUCACUAACGUUUGUGAUAGGGAUCUGGCAGAGUAUGUACUGAAUUUAUCUGAAAAAGAUCCCAAGGCGCUUGCUUCAGAGCUGGAUGAGCUGGGGGAGGGGGCGAAGGUGGUGAUGGAUUUCCUGUUUCCGCCACAGCUGUUGCCGGCUGCGGUUUCGCCCUCAAACAAAGAAGAGUCUCCAGCCAAUUCUCGCCCGGUCAAGGCAAUACCGUCUGCGAAACUGUCGCCAAAAGACCUGAAGGUCGGCUCGUCAUAUAAAGGCACAGUGUCAGGUAUCACCACGUUCGGUGCAUUUGUGACCUUGCAAAACGUGUAUCCUAAAACAGAUGGCCUCAUACAUAUCUCAGAACUCUCAGAUCAACAGGUUCAAAAUGUUAGAGAUGUUGUAUCAGUUGGCGAUACGGUAGAGGCCAAGCUGAUCAAACUAGAUGGAAAAAGGCUAUCCCUGUCUAUGAAAACCAACUCAAUUCCCCCAACUGAACAUGUGCAAGCUAAAAAAAGAGUUUCGUCUCCAGAACGGUUUGAAAUCCGCCAAUUAAUCGCUGCAGGUGCUCUGUCGGCAUCAGACUACCCUGACCUUGAAGAAAACGACGAGGACGAACACGUAGAAGUACAGGUUCAUGAAAUGGUUCCGUCAUUUUUGACAGGCGAGAAAAUUCCUACAAAGGCGAUCGCUCUAGAGCGCGUUCCCGAAGGUGAAAUGGCUAAAGCAGCCGCUCAAGCGGGCAAAAUGGCCAAAGAACGGCAGGAAAACCGGCCAAAGGAGCAGUCAGAAUGGAGAAAAGUUUUGAACAGACCCUUGGGUAAAAUAGACAAGUCUCCAAUGGCUCAACAAAGGCGCCGCUUACCUGUGUACCAUCAACGAGAAGCCUUGGUCGAGGCGAUUAAAAACAACCCAGUGGUGGUGAUUGUUGGUGAGACGGGUUCCGGUAAAACAACCCAGAUCACCCAGUAUUUAUAUGAAGAAGGAUUUGCAGAAACAGGCAUGAUUGGCUGCACCCAGCCUCGCCGGGUAGCUGCUAAGUCAAUCGCUCAAAGAGUCGCUGAUGAGGUCGGCACUGAACUAGGUAAACUAGUCGGCUACAGUAUUCGUUUUGAAAACAUCACGAGUCCAGAUACAAAGAUCAAGUACAUGACCGACGGUAUGCUGCAACAUGAAGCACUUGCGGAUCAAAACAUCAGCGCUUAUAGUGUUUUGAUGCUUGACGAAGCGCACGAACGGACGCUUUCUACAGACGUUUUGCUACCUCUUGUCAAAGCGGCCUCCAAAAGAAGACCUGAUUUACGGGUCAUUGUUACUUCUGCAACGCUGGACGCUGCCAAGUUCUCAGAGUAUUUUGGAAACGCCCCGGUCCUUGAGAUCCCGGGAAGAACCUUCCCGGUUGAGAUUGUAUGGCCAUCUAAACUUGAGUCUGACUAUCUGGCUGCCUCUUUAAUGCAGAUUAUGCAAAUUCACAUGUCUGAAGAUGAAGGUGACAUUCUAGUGUUUUUGACGGGUCAAGAAGAAAUCGAAACUGCAUGUGAAAGACUUUACGAAAGAGUCAAAGCCCUGGGUCCGGCCAUGGCUCAUACCCUGGAAAUUAUGCCCGUUUAUUCUGCCUUGCCUAGCGAGAUGCAGUCACGUAUUUUCGAGGUGUUACCGGCGGGGGUCCGCAAGUGCAUUCUGGCCACGAAUAUUGCCGAAACAAGUUUAACAAUUGACGGUAUUCGUUAUGUUGUGGAUCCAGGUUUUGUGAAGCUCAGCGUAUGGGACCCUCAGUUGGGCAUGAAUAGUCUCAAAAUUGUGCCUAUUUCUCGUGCUCAAGCGAACCAGCGCGCCGGCCGUGCUGGUCGUACGGCCCCAGGAAAGUGUUACCGAUUGUACACUGAGCAAAUCUUUGAAAACGAAAUGAGCAGCAGCACUGUUCCUGAAAUCCAACGUCAAAAUUUGGCCCAUGCAGCGCUGAUGUUGAAGGCAAUGGGAAUUACAGAUCUUUUGAGCUUCGACUUCUUAGAUCCCCCUUCGCGGCCCGCGUUACUGGGUGCUCUAGUGGAACUGUACCAGCUCGGUGCUAUCGAUAGCGAAGGUCUGCUAACCCGCGUGGGGCGGAAAAUGGCUGAUUUCCCAAUGGACCCAGCAAUGGCCAAAGUACUCAUUAGAUCUGCCGACGCGGGCUGCGCCCAAGAGAUGCUCACAAUCAUUGCUGUGCUUUCCAUGCCGUCCUUAUUUUAUCGACCUUCAGAUUCCAAGCAACGCGAUGCUGCGGAUCGGGCGCGUCGCCGACUCAGUGACGGGACGGGCGACCACAUGACUCUUUUGAAUAUCUACAACACAUGGGCCAAAAGCGGAUAUUCAAAGCAAUGGUGCGCAGACAACUUUAUACACGAGCGAACGCUCAGGCGAGCAAAAGACGUUAGGCACCAGCUGGCUGGUAUUCUCCAGCGUUACCAACAUCGCUUGGACGCAUGUGGUGGAGACGCGCAGCUGAUCUUACAGGUGCUGGCCAGCGGCUAUUUCCGCAAUGCUGCUAAAAUCUCCGGCACGGUCUACCACACACUUAUCGACAACACUGAAGUAGCGAUUCACCCUGCCAGCGCACUAUUUGGCAAACGGACCGAGUACGUUUUGUACCAUACGCUUGUUUUCACGUCACGCGAGUACAUGCACAAUGUCUCAGCGAUCCAACCGUCUUGGCUGCUCAAUGCCGCGCCGGCCUUUUUUGAAAAAAUGGAUACAAACACCAAGCGACGGCGAACUGAAACAAUCAAACCGCUGUUCAAUCGCUACUCGGAGCACGACGAUGACUGGAGGAUUAGUGCACAGAAAAAGUACGUCAAGUACGAAAGCCAAACGUUUUAG
This is a messenger RNA of Wickerhamiella sorbophila, 2898 nucleotides long. RefSeq names its product Pre-mRNA-splicing factor ATP-dependent RNA helicase prp22. Gene Ontology annotation, biological process: spliceosomal complex disassembly. The record is from RefSeq and is a predicted model, not a curated record. The transcript has a single exon. Lineage: Eukaryota; Fungi; Ascomycota; Dipodascomycetes; Dipodascales; Trichomonascaceae. Gene Ontology annotation, cellular component: catalytic step 2 spliceosome; intracellular anatomical structure. Bases 1 to 2898 code for a protein of 965 amino acids. Gene Ontology annotation, molecular function: RNA binding; ATP binding.